Molecule: messenger RNA, 3750 nt
Organism: Esox lucius (northern pike)
Lineage: Eukaryota; Metazoa; Chordata; Actinopteri; Esociformes; Esocidae
Product: thread biopolymer filament subunit alpha
Exons: 10
Coding region: 1885-3654 (589 amino acids)
Source: RefSeq, a predicted model, not a curated record
AAAGGAGAGCAGUCAUUGAUAAUAUCAAUCACAGAUCAAAUUGAAAACAGAAGCAUAUAUAUUAUUUAACAAGCUGUUUAGUCAAAGCAAAUGCAUUAAGCAUAACAUAUCUGUCUACAAUAAGGUGAGGGAGUUUGCAUAUGCUGAUAAAGAUGAAAAGUCAAUAUAAAUGAAAUACUGCACAAUUAUGUACACCUUGGUUUUGAAUAUUUUACCUUCUGGUAAAUCAGAACUGAGCCAUUUUGUAAAGUCUUUUAUGAGUUGGAGUUUACUUAGGGAGGGAUCUUAAGUAAUUCCUCUAUACAGAAUCCAUCAAGACCCUUGUUACUCUUCUACUCUUAUGGUAUUUCCCUCCAGGCCGUGAGUCCAGAUAAUAACAUGGCCAUUGCAAAAUAUUGGUUCUGUGGCCAAUUUACCAUUUCAGUUAUUUUCUGAUCAGGUAUUCUCAUUUUGCUCUAUUUUAACAUCAUCCAAGUAAUGUAAAUGCCUGGAGUUUGUUAAACAAGCGUUGAUAAACUGAUUUGGAACUAGAACCUUUGUCUAAUUACAUGAAAACUGAGCUCUUUGGAAAUAACAUAAGUAACCUUGUGUUACUGGAAUGCCAAGGGGUUCUGAGACUCACUUUGAGGGAAUGGACCCACUCCAAGAACCUCCAGUCUACCUGUAUACCCAGCCCAACCCUAGACUCCAUGGAGCCUAAAGCUAUGCCAAACUCUCCUCUGAUUGGGUUAUUGGGUAGCUGAGUGCUUUGACAGACUCUCCUCUAACAGGAGUGUGGCAGUGGGCCAGGAGCAAUAAUUCCAAGGGAGACUGGGACCAUUGGCCAGGUGCCAGGAAAACAUGUUCCUAAGUGUCUCUUAAAAGACAAGCCCAGAGGGACUCAGCCUCAACUCUGACUGGGUUCCAGUUCCCAAAGGACCCUGCUGCUGGGGGUCUUUCACUGGACUUGUCCCCCAGGACUCUCAUUUGGCUCUUUGGGGACAUAUAGAUCCCAGCUAUUUACUCUUUGAUUUGAUUUACACCACCCGGUUAAAAAGGUGAAAACAUGCUGGAUUCCUUAUUUACAGUUUUCCCAAAUUUUCACCAGAUGGGCUAAUAUAUGUACUGUAUGGAUAACUUUGAGAGUGACAGAUUCAACAAAAGAUAUUACCUAGAACUGAACUAGGUCCAACAAAUUUGAAAUUAAGAUGGAUUUGGACUGUACUUUUCUCAGUGUUGUUUCUCAAGUGCCUUUUAUGUACAUUAUAUGUUUUGGAUAUUCUACUACCACCUACCUGAUGGUUAGAUUGUUAAAGCUUCUGCAGUCUGUUGCAGCAUGUUGCAUACCCUAUGUCAAAAAGCCCUGCUGUUCAUCCUUAGGGGAUAUAAUAUUCAUCUGCCCUUCACAGGCAAUGUCCGGGGAAUGAUUUAUGAGCAAAGCUUCAGUUAAGCGGUACAAUCUCCAAAAACGACGUCUCGAUAGCACAACACUUGAAGAUAAAAUGGGGAUCAGUCCUUGCCAGGCAAUUUAACAGCUUUAGCAAAAGAGGCAAAGUGCACCUUUGCUGUGAAGCAAAAAAAAAAAGCUGACAGACAUCCAUCCAGUACCAAAGCAAUGCAAGUCAAGAGAGGCUGAGUCUCUGCAAAGAUAUCAGUCCCUGGUCGCCUGGGGGCCAGUAGUAUCACUCCCAACUCAUCUGAGGGAGCAGAGUGCCUGUUGGGCAGACGCUGACCUACGUGUGAGCCCACCUGCAUGCCUUGACUUGAGUCUCCUCCCCAGCUAAAGGCAGCCUGGUAGGCCAACUGACAGGGCCCUAGUGUAUAUAAACCCUGGGAGACUGGCAGUCCAUCUGUGGCUUCAGCACUUCAGUUUUUGGACACCCCAGCUUUGAGGCUGCUGCUCACAUGGCGGAGACUAACUUGAGAAUCAGUGGGGGGGCGGUGAGGUUUGGUGCCACCUACGGGGGCAACAGGCUCUUCUCCAAGGGCAGAAGCAGCGGAGGUGGUGGCCACGCAGCGUCUGUAAUGGCCCUCUCCAGGUCUUUUGGAGGUGGUGGCGGUGGAGCAGGGCUCGCAAUGAGAGGAGGGCUUGGAAUGGGGCUGGGAAUGGGGGGGGGGCUGGGUAUGGGUGGAGGAGGUGGGGGAGGUUUUGGGAUGGGCAUGGGUGGACGUGCCCUGGCUCUUGGUGGAGGCGGUGGAGGCGGUGGGGCAGCAGGGUUCAGAGCCAGCGUGGCCCCACUUAGGGCUCGAUUAGGGGGCCGCGUCUUCAAGAUCGGGAGUUACGGCUUCAACCCGUCCUUCCUGAGCUCCACUGCCCCAGUGGGUGGUGAUGGGAGUGGUGUCGGCCCUGUUCCCAGCAUCGACCCCUCGCUCCCCUCCCUCGACACAGUCCAGGUCACCCGCCUAAAGGAGAAGGAGGAGCUGCAGACCCUCAAUGACAAGUUUGCCACCUUCAUUGACAAGGCCCGUUCUCUGGAGCAGACAAAUGCUGUGCUGAGAGCCAAGAUCUCCAUGUUCACCAACCCAGAGCAGGGUGGCCCUGCUAGCACCUCCAUCCUGCUCACCUCUGCCAUCGGCACAUACAAGACCCAGAUCGAUGGCCUGUCUGCCACCAAGGAGGCCAUUAUCACCGAGAUUGAGCACUACAAGAGCAUCAUCGACGACGUCCAGGGCAGACUUGAGGAAGAGACAUCCCAAACCAAGUCAUUAGAACUGGACUGGACCACAUUAAAAGAGGAGGUGGAUCAUCUCUACUUGAACAUUUUCGAGCUUCAAACCAACACUGCCCGACUGGAAGAUCAGAUCUGUCUCUCAAAGCAAGUGUAUGAUGCUAAAGUGAAAGAGGUGAGGAACAUUGUAACUGGAAGCGUGAGGUCAGCCUUCUCCAUCUCCGUGGACAAUGCGGCCCAAGCUCAGGAUCUGACGACUGCCCUUUCAGAAGUCAAGGACCACUACGAAGCCCUAGCCCAACGCAGCAAACAAGAUGCCCUGGUUUCUGUGCAGGACAGUCUCUCCAUGAUGUCCAUGACCUCCCAACCCAGUACUCAGUCUCUGACCCAAACCAAAGAGGAGUUACGCAUGUACAAACUCCAGAUUGACUCAGUACAGAGGGAGAUUGAUCGGCUCAAGACCCUGAACAUCCAGCUGGAGUCCCAGGUGGAUGAAGCGGAGUCCCAGUCCAGCUCUCACCUGGAGACCUAUCAGGAACAGGUGCUAACCCUCAAGUCACAGCUUGAUGAUAUCAGAAAGCAAAUAACCCACUAUGGUCAAGAGUACCAGGAACUGCUGGCCAGCAAAAUGUCUCUGGAUGUGGAGAUCACUGCAUACAAAAAGCUCUUGGAUAGUGAGGAGACCAGACUGAAAUCAGGAGGAGGGGUGACUGUACACAUGUCUAAGACAGCCAUUGGGGGAGGAGGGGCAGGGCUUACCCUGGGGGGAGGAGGAGGGGCAGGGCUUGCCCUAGGAGGAGGCGGCGGCGGUGGUUAUGGGUUGGGCUUGGGUGGAGGCGGCCUGGGCAGUGGCAUUGGAGGCGGAAUGGGCAGUGGCUUUGGAGGCGGCUUUGGAGGCAGCCUGGGAGGCGGCUUUGGAUACGGAGGUGGAUUUGGAGGAGGGCUGGGCAGUGGAAGCAGCAGCAGCUACAUGUCCUCCAGCCUGAACAGCAGCUCAGUGUUCUGAUGAUAAAAGGGACAGACCAGAGACCUUCCAUCUGCCUACAGAGACCCAGCUCCAAAAGGCAGAGAUGAAACCCUGUAUCACAGAAUUACAACAGAU